UAGCGAUGGCCCCCUUAAACCUUACACUCAUAUAUGCCUCUCAAACAGGAACUGCGGAAUCCGUAGCUAAGGGAGUAUACCACUUUUUAUUGGAAAAUGAACUCUUUGACAGAGUCCGACUUUUUUGCGCUAGCGAACUGAACAAGAAGUUUUUCCUAGAAGAUUUGCAUUACACUAUCUUCGUUAUUUCUACUACGGGAGAUGGUGAUCCUCCCGACAGUGCAGAAGAAUUGUGGAAGGCAAUAAGUAGAGUUGAAAAGAAUAUUUUCUCCAAUGUACAUUAUGCAAUACUAGGCCUCGGAAAUAGUACAUAUAGUACAUUUUGUGGAGCUGCCAAGUUUUUAGAGCAACAACUAAGUAGAGGAGGUGCCGUCUGUUUCUUAUCGACUUGUAUGGCAGAUGAUGCGGUCGGGAUAGAAAUUUCGAUCUAUCCGUGGCUUGACCGUUUAAUUUACGAACUGAACAAAGUUUCUCAAGGAGAAAGCCAAAGUCUCGACAUCCCCACUCUCGCGCUUACUCGGGAUUUGGUGAACUUGCAAAUUACUGAUCUUCAAGUUCCGAAGUUUCCAUCUCCCUUUCUUUCUCUUAAAUUUGAUUUAAAUACUUCUGUUGAGGGGGAUUCCACCGAGUGGCCACGCCAAAAAAAAAAUUUCUUUAAAGCUUUUAUUAAAGAAGUGAAGACGAUCACAUCAAAGUCUGCAGUAAAAGUUGUGAAAAAGAUGGUCGUUUCCGUUGAGGAUCUACCUUGCCGCUAUAAACCCGGCGAUGCUUUUGGCUUUGUUUGUCGCAAUAAUAAAGAUGAAGUGAAUGCACUGCUGAGUCGUUUAAAUUUGACUUCGCUUGCGGAUCAAACUUUUACACUGCAGAUUCGCCCUAAAGCUUACCGAAGCGAACUUCCGAAGCAUCUACCACCGAGCGGGCACUCUCCCCGGUCGAUCCUGACAAACUUUGUGGAUAUUCGGCGACCCCCCAGGAGAACGACCUUGCGGGCGUUUGCGGAGUGUUGCGCAGAUCUACAUGAGAGAAGUCAGUGUUUGCUCCUUAGCAGUCCUCAAGGUCUUUUAGAGUAUUCCAGCUUGUGCCAGAGCUCUGGCGGAAGUUUGUUGUCUCUGUUAAGCAAGUGGCCGAGUAUGAACAUUCCGUUUGAGAGACUUUUGGAACUUUUACCUCCUUUAAAUCCGCGUUACUAUUCUGCCUGUAGUUCGCCAUUGGUCAAUCCUUAUCUUAUAGAGUUUGUCUUUAGUGUUGUUGAGUUUCCUAACACUUGUCCGCCUUUAAACAAAGGCGUCUGCACUGGUUGGCUUGAGCAAUUUGGAAAAACAAUUUCUAUUUCUAGACCUCUAACGGUUUUUUUAAGGCCUUCCAGAUAUUUUUGUUUGCCUGAUAAUUUGCGGACACCCAUAAUAAUGGUCUGCACCGGAACUGGGGUGGCCCCUUUUAUCAGUUUUCUACGUCAUCGCUACAGACAGCUCGUCAAUAGCGACCCCAACUGGGCGCACUCACAGUUGGCCCAGCAGGGGCACCACCAGUUUUCUUGGAGAGCACCUCCCUUGGCACCUCGCUUCGCUAAGAGACUGGGUCCCACAUGGCUUUUUUUUGGAUGCCGCACUUCCAAAGAUGACUUCUUAUUCAAAGCUGAACUGAAAUAUUUUCUGGAAUUGGAAAUUCUUACUAAGUUGACAACCGCGUUUUCAAGAGAAACCUCUGAAAAAAUAUACGUACAACAUAAACUGAGGGAGUAUGGGAAAGAAAUUGUUCAACUAAUGGAGCAGGAGGCUGUACUUUACAUAUGUGGAGAUGCGUCUCGGAUGAUUAAGGAAGUGGAGAUUGCUAUUAUUGAAAUUCUCAUGCAAUAUAAAGAAGUUACCAAGGAAGAGGCCAUGGAACAGUUGCUAAAGUGGAAUAGCACACAUAAAGUUAUUAGAGAUGUGUGGAUUUAGCUCGUUUUUAUUGAUUCUGCAUCUUUACACUUACGAACUUUA
This is a messenger RNA of Zophobas morio, 1982 nucleotides long. Its product is annotated as methionine synthase reductase-like. Gene Ontology annotation, cellular component: cytosol. NCBI's taxonomy places the organism in Eukaryota, Metazoa, Arthropoda, Insecta, Coleoptera, Tenebrionidae. Gene Ontology annotation, molecular function: FMN binding; [methionine synthase] reductase (NADPH) activity; flavin adenine dinucleotide binding. Gene Ontology annotation, biological process: homocysteine metabolic process. The transcript has 21 exons. The record is from RefSeq and is a predicted model, not a curated record. Bases 6 to 1940 code for a protein of 644 amino acids.